Messenger RNA from Puntigrus tetrazona (Sumatra barb), 3734 nucleotides. RefSeq names its product NACHT, LRR and PYD domains-containing protein 12-like. The record is from RefSeq and is a predicted model, not a curated record. The transcript has 12 exons. NCBI's taxonomy places the organism in Eukaryota, Metazoa, Chordata, Actinopteri, Cypriniformes, Cyprinidae. Gene Ontology annotation, molecular function: protein binding. The coding region runs from base 32 to 3214 and encodes 1060 amino acids.
GGAGAGACCAGACUCACCAGUGGCCAGCUGUAUGUCAAUGAGCAGUGACACGUCUAUGGAUCUGCCAUUUGCUUAUUUUAAAUGUGACAGCAAUCCAGGACACAGGCAGAAAACAUCAGACUCUGAAAGGCUGACUUGUGCAUCAUUAAAGAGCAAUGCAUCAAAGGAUCAGGGUGUUGAAUUCAAAGGUCGCGGCACUUCUGGCGACGGGCAAGAGAGAUUGGACCCAGCACUGCCCAGCUGUGUGUCCAUGGGCCGUGACACCGUAAACUACCCCAAUUCUAAACACAGGUUAAUUAGGCAGCCCAGAAUGGUCAGUGGUGUGUCCAUAAGUGAGUGUGAUUUGCCAGAAUCUACAUUUACACAGUGCAGAAUUCAAUUCCAAAUGAAACUAAUGAGAAAAUUUCAGUUUUUACAUGAAGGAAGAGAACCGAAAGGAAGCCCAACACUCCUAAAUGAGAUUUAUACUGAGCUCUACAUCACAGAUGCUAAAGAAAGCACUCAAGAAUGUGAAAUCAGACAGAUUGAAACAGCAGCUAUGAAAGCAGUGACGGAGGACAGACUGUCAAUCAACUGCAAUGACAUUUUCAAGCCGUUACCUGAACAAAAACAUCGUAUCAGAACUGUGCUGACUAAAGGAUUCGCUGGCAUUGGAAAAACGGUGUCUGUGCAGAAGUUCAUUCUGGACUGGACUGAAGGGAAAUCAAAUCCGGAUGUCCACUUCAUAUUUCCACUUCCUUUCAGAGAGCUCAAUUUGAUAAAUGACAAAAACCUCAGUCUUUUAGAUCUUCUACAUGUUUUUUUCCCUGAAACCAAGGAAGUAGAUAUUUUCAGUGAUGAAUAUACAGUGUUAUUUAUCUUUGAUGGUCUAGAUGAGUGCCGUUUUCCCUUAAAUUUUCCCAGCAAUGAGAUUCUACAGGAUUCAACUAAAGUCACAUCAGUAGACAUGCUGCUGACAAACCUGAUUGCUGGAAAUCUGUUUCCCUCUGCUCUCAUCUGGAUCACCUCCAGACCAGCAGCAGUUGAUCUCAUCCCCAGUGAGUGCGUUCAUAGACUGACAGAGGUACGCGGCUUCGAUGACCCUCAGAAGGUUCAAUACUUUAGGAAGAGAAUCAGAGAAGACAAUCUAGCUGAGAAAAUCAUCUCGCACCUAAAGUCAUCGAGGAGUCUCUUCAUCAUGUGCCACAUCCCAGUCUUCUGCUGGAUCUCAGCCGCUGUUCUAGAGAAAAUGUUGAGUCAAGCAGAGAGUGGAGAGAUUCCCAAGACUCUCACUCAAAUGUUCACACACUUCCUGAUCAUUCAGAUCAAAAUCAAAUAUAAGAAGGACUAUGAGAAGACAGAGACAGAUGAAGAGAUGAUCCUCAAACUGGGAAGACUGGCUUUUCAGCAGCUUGUGAAACACAACGCUAUCUUCUAUGAAGAAGAUCUGAGAGAGUGUGGCAUUGACGUGACUGAAGCAUCAGUGUACACUGGGUUGUGCACUCAGAUCUUCAGAGAGGAGUUUGGGCUACAUUCAAGGAAAAUCUAUUGCUUUGUUCACCUCAGCAUUCAGGAACAUCUUGCUGCUAUGUAUGUGCAUCACACUUUCACAACACAGAAUGUUAAUGUGUUUGACCAAAUUACUGAACCAUCUCGUGAAGCAACAUCCAGGCAGAUAUUUGACCUGCAUCAGAGAGCUAUUGAUGAGACCUUACAAAAUAAAAAUACACACCUGGGCCUAUUUCUUCGCUUCCUUCUCGGCUUUUCACUUGAGCCCAAUCAGACUCUUUUAAAGGUUCUUCUGUCACAGACAGAAACCAGGUACCACAAUUUAGAGAAAACGAUUGAAUACAUCAAGAAGAUGAUAGAGCACCAUCCCACUCCAAAUAAAUUCAUCAGUUUGUUCCACUGCCUUAAGGAUCUGGGUGACCGUUCACUUGUGAAACAAAUUGAGUGUUAUCUCAAUCAAAGAGCUCUUACUACAGCCAAAUUAACCCCUUUACAGUGGUCAGCUGUCGUGUUUGUUCUUCUGACUUCAGAGCACUUGGAUGUGUUUGAAUUGAAGGCAUAUGCUUGGAGAACUGGCUGUGCAAAAAUGGUGCAAGUUCUUUCGUAUCUUGUGCCUGUGAUUAAAGCAUACAAAUCAGUACGACUUGCUCAUUGUGAACUGACACCAAAUUGCUGCUGUCCUCUGGCCAAAGCUCUCGCCUCCGAGCCUUCAUGUUUAACGGAAAUGAAUUUGAAUGGUAAUAAAUUGAUGGAUACAGGAGUGAGGUUGCUCUCUGAAGGCCUGGGAAAUUCUAAUUGCAAAUUACAGAUAAUGCGGCUGAAUGGUUGUGGUAUCACAGAUGAAGGUUGUUCUGCUCUGGCUUCAGCUCUCAUAUCAAACCCUUCCCACUUGUUAGAACUGGAUUUGUCAUUUAAUGAACUAGGAGAUAGAGGAAUUAAAUGCCUGUCUGAUGGACUGAAGAAUGCUCUUUGUAAAGUAGAGAAACUAAAGCUGAAGAAAUGUGGUAUAACAGAUGAAGGCUGUGCUGCUCUGGAUUCAGCUCUAAAAUCAAACCCCUCACACCUGAGAGAGCUAGAACUGACUACAAAUAAUGUAGGAGAUUUGGGAGUGAACUGGCUAUCUAUUGCUCUAAAGAAUCCUGAAUGUCUACUGAAAAUUCUGAGGCUGAAGGAUUGUGGUAUCACAGAUGGAGGUUGUGCUGCUCUGGCUUCAGCUCUGAGAUCAAACCCUUCACAUCUGAAACUGCUGGAUCUGUCUGAGAAUAAACUGGGAGACUCUGGAAUUAGGCUUUUUUUUAAAGGUCCAAAGUGUUCUGGUAUUGGUCUUGAACAACUAUGGCUGACUGGUUGUGGUAUUACUCACAAAGGUUGUGAUGCUCUGGCUUCAGCUCUAAAAUCAAACCUCUCGCAGCUGAAAGAGCUUAACCUGGCUAACAAUGUCAUAGGAGACUCGGGGCUGAAGCUGUUGUCUGCUGCACUGGCGGAUCUUCGCUGUAAACUACAGACACUCGGGUUGAAUGAUUGUGGUAUCAAAGAUGAAGGAUGUAGUGCUCUGAUUACUGUCCUGACACUAAACAUCUGGAAAAUAAACUUGAGUAAGCUGCAUCUUUCUGGAAAUGAAAUAGGAAAGUCAACAGAGGAACGGCUAUUAGAACUAAGGAAACAUCCAAAUAAUAAGCUGAAAGUCAAUUUAUCACACAGAUCUGAAUCUUACUUAGAGUAUUGAGAUGUCGGGAGCAACAAUGAUCUUGCUGCACAAUUAAACAUGAAUUACUACUUAUUUGACCCAGUCUGACACUAGAUCCACUUUGCCUUCAUGAAUAAGCUCCAAAUGUUUCAUCAUUUUGUCACUUUCAACAGUCCAUUAUUGAGAAAGUUUUUAAUACUUGCUAGUAACGCAUUUUAAAUAACAUUUUUAUAUACGAAAAAACUAAACAAUAACUUCAUAUAAAACAUUCCUCAAUAGGCCUAAUCUUUGAAAAUGUUUUUACAACUUCAAAACGUGUGUACAGUUCGCUUAUGUCAUUAAUAAAUGUAUUGAAGAGGACUAAUAUAUAGAGUAUUAAUGGUACAAUAAUAGGGUGGGUGCAUGUUUAUAAGCCAAAUAUGAUGGAUGCUCUAAAUACCCUGUCAUUCAAUCUAUGUUUCUAUGUCACAAGGGCAAUGUUUCCUGGAAUGUAGUAUUUUAGUAAGGCUACCUGUUGGUUAAAAAGAAACUAUACUAGAGUAGUUUUUAAUUCUUUUUU